CAUCGUCGAGAGAACAUCACUACGUAUUACAGCAAUUCGCGCGUACUCAUAACAAAUUUCCCGAACUGUUCAUUGAAAUACGCACUUUUAAACAUUAGCCUGUCUAAGCAUUUUAUAUUGCUCGUUAUAGUGUUGUGUUUGGCGGGACCGUUUCAAAACCUUUAUAUAAAAAGUGAGAAAAUGAGAGCGGUACUCGUGUUUAGCAACUGAAGUGAAGUGAAGUGUCCGUGCUGAGUUGAGGUGUGAGGCGAGGAUGCGGAAACGGCGUGUGUGACAACGAAUCGACUCGAAUGCGUCGAGGCAGCGUGUACAGUGUGAGCGAGGGCGUGGAGCGGUGCACUUGCACUAGGUAGCGCGGGUGCGGGCGCGGGUGCGGGUGCGAGUGCAGCCAUGGCGGGUUGAUGGAGGCGGGCUGGUGGUCGCCGUCACCGUCGGCUUCACCGCCGCCGCCGCCCCGCGCCCCGCCGCCGCGCUGCCGAUGUAGACCACUUUCCAACAGCUACAACUGCUUGCCGCACUAUGACGGGUGGCCGGACCUGGAAGAUGAGUCAACAGGCGGUGCUCUGCGGGAAAGAGAGCUGCGAUCUCUCCACCGCACCGUGCCCGCACUGCGUCGUCGUGAACUCGACACUCGUGCCAUCAAACACCACUUUUAUCCUGAAGGCGGAUGGGGCUGGAUCGUGUGUGGCGCUGCAUUUCUCGCGCAUUUGUUGUCAACUGGACUUCAGCUAGCCUAUGGCGCGCUCCACGUCUACGCACUUCGUCACCUCGGACCUGCUGCCGAUCAUGCAGUUUGGGCUGGUGCGAUAUGUGUGGGAGUGUCGCGAGCCGCCGGCGCCCUCGUGGCGGCGAGACGGAAGUCGCCCAGGCUUGCUGCGUUGGUCGGAGGGCUGCUAUUGCCUUUAGCCUGCCUCUUCACUUCCUUCGCUACACAGCUACAUCAAACUCUCUUAAGCUAUGGUGUAGUUCUAGGCGUAGGUUGCGGAUUAGUCCGCGAGGCGGCCGGUCUCGUGCUCGGCACGUACUUCAGGCGUCGACGUCAAUUUGUGGAGUUAGUGGCGCACGCUGGAGGUGGCGUGGGCAUCGCACUUUUUAGCGUCGCAUACAAGGAAGCUGUGGGGAAAUUAGGUUGGCGAUUAGGACUGCAAGCGGUGACUGGCGUGUUAGUAUUAGCCUUUUUUCUAAGUGCCGCCUACCGUAGCGCUUCACUCUAUCAUCCGCAACGACGAGCUAUCUUACACCUUAAAAACCAACGCCGAAAGGUUAAGGAAAAGAAAGGCCUAAAAUCGCCCCCUUUCAUUGAUUUAAGCCCCCUUCAUUCCCGAUCCGCUAAAGUACUUUUACUAUCAGCCGGACUAGCAGCAUUUGGACUUUAUACUCCUGUAUUUUAUUUAGCCUUGCAAGGAUUCCAGGAAGGUUUAGAAGAAAGUGCAUUAGUUUUGCUUCAAACAUUUCUUGGAUUUGCUGCCGUGCUAGGUUGUGCAGGUUUUGGGCUCGUGCUAGUUCGACCAUCAGCCCAGUGUCUUGUAUCAAAGCAAUACUUAUGUCAAACGGCAAUGUUAGGAAUAGGAAUUUCAAUGCUCGCAUUAAGUAGCGUCGAGGGCUAUCAUGGAUACGUACUGUUCGCAUGGAUGUACGGCUUAUGUUUAGGAGGAUUUCUCUACUCGAUGAAGAUGCUCACGAUGGAGCGAGUUCGGGGAAGACAUUUCACAAAAGUUUGGAGUUUCGUCCAAGGAGCCGAAGCAAUUCCUGUAAUUGUCGGCGUACCAAUGACUGGUUAUAUCAAUCAACAAGCGCCGAGAGCAGGUUUUUACUUCUCUACAGCUGCAACUUUAGCUGGGGCUCUCCUAUUAUUCUUUGUAGGUUUCUCAAAACGGGAUCCGGAACCUCCUCCACCAGUUCCAGCUCCAACGAUAUCAGAAGCUUGCUUGUGUAUGACGCCCCCUUCAAGAUGUGAACCAGCCUGGUGUGCGUGCAGCGCUGGAGGAGCGACUGCUUACUGCAGAUGGCCGGGACCGACUUGCUCAUCCCGUCUGCCGAAGUCUCUUUCAUACGCCGCACCACUUAACCGCACUUGUUGUACACCACAUUAUCCUGAAUGCUGUCGUCGUGCAGCACUAUUGCGACCGUCGCGCAGCGUGCCCGAAGGUCUCGCUCGACGUGGAAGCACGUUCAGUCGUUCUGGAUCCUGCAAGGCGCCUUGCCACCGUCGUGAACAUCAUCUUAUAGAACAGAUCACUACAUCUGUAUGAUACAUCAACUUCGUUUAAUACAUUUUUUGAGUGAUAUCUUUAACUAUUAUUUAUUGUAAGAGUGAAAUAACAAUAGAUAUUAUUGUAUAAAAUAAUGAAUUGUAAAUAUUUUUGUCAGUAGUUAUUUGUAAUUAAAGUCAAUGUGAUAGAUCGGUAAAGCAAUAACAAGUAAUAUUGCGAGAGUCCCAACCAACAAGUAAAUACAAGAAAACCUACCCUAUUCUUGCAGACAUAUUUAUUUUGGGACAUAACUUUUAAAAAAUAUCGUGAGCUUCUUCCUUUUGAUUUACGUAAAAAUAUAUUUGAUUUUAUGUUUUAUUUGCAACGUUCUUACCUUUCUUAAAAUGUUAAUUAUUUAAGUUAAAAAACUCCUUUUAAAAA
Nymphalis io (European peacock) is the source of this 2633-nucleotide messenger RNA. Its product is annotated as monocarboxylate transporter 4-like. The transcript has 12 exons. The record is from RefSeq and is a predicted model, not a curated record. Gene Ontology annotation, molecular function: monocarboxylic acid transmembrane transporter activity. Gene Ontology annotation, biological process: transmembrane transport. Lineage: Eukaryota; Metazoa; Arthropoda; Insecta; Lepidoptera; Nymphalidae. Bases 402 to 2252 code for a protein of 616 amino acids.